GCCCCGACGGUCACUUUUUGCAUUAUAAAUAGAACUGAGGGCACUGACCGAUGCCCCGGUGACUGCUGCCCGAUCGGCUUUGAGUUCCUCAGAUCGCUUUAGCUUCAAGAAGCCAGAAGGGAGGGACAACCACCCUCAGACCUUCGCAACUCCUCCAUGGAAGACGCCGUCGACGCCACCUCUGCCGUCGCCGCUCCUCUGGACGCCAAAGAAGACGACGAGCACGAUUCCAAGGAGAUGGUCCUCCUCCGGUACUUCCUUCAAGAAUGGGAGCUUAUCAAGUCCCUCCUCGACCGCAUCGUCUCCAAUGGCAGCGUCUCCGAUCCCUCCGAUGUUCACAAGAUCCGCUCAAUCAUGGACAAGUAUCAAGAACAAGGUCAGCUGCUGGAGCCUUACCUGGAGAGCAUCGUUUCUCCUCUGAUGAUCUUGGUGCGGUUAAAGACGAUGCAGCUCGGGGCCGCCUCCGAUGAACUUCUCGAGAUCAUCAAGCCGCUGUGCAUCAUCAUCUAUUCGCUAGUUACUGUAUGCGGAUACAAGAGCGUUAUCAAGUUCUUUCCUCAUCAGGUCUCGGAUCUUGAACCUGCAGUCGCACUUUUGGAAAAGUGCCACCAAACAAAAUCGGCGACGUCGCUGCGACAAGAAAGCACUGGAGAGAUGGAGACGAAGUGCGUCGUGCUCCUCUGGCUUUAUAUUCUUGUUUUGAUUCCUUUUGAUAUCACUUCAGUAGAUACCAGUAUUGCAAAUAGUAAUUAUCUGGCCGGAUCAGAGCCUUCACCACUGGUUACGAGGAUAUUGGAGAUUUGCAAGGAUUAUCUUUCAAGUGCUGGUCCUAUGCGUAGGAUUUCAGGAUUGUUGCUUGCAAGGCUCCUUACUCGUCCAGACAUGCCAAAGGCUUUUAACAGUUUUACUGAAUGGGCACAUGAAGUCCUGUUAUCUGUAACAGAUGAUGUCGUCGACCACUUUAGGUUACUUGGUGUGGUGGAAGCUCUAGCAUCAAUAUUCAAGGUUGGAAGUCGAAAAAUCCUGCUCAAUGUGGUUUCUACAACCUGGAAUGAUAGUUCCCUCCUGAUGAAGUCUACAACUGCAACUCGGAGUUCUUUACUUCGAAAAUUUUUGGUUAAAUUAUCACAACGUGUUGGUUUAACUUGUUUGCCUCAUCGUUCUCCAACAUGGCGCUAUCGGGGAAAAAGUAGCUCAUUAGGAGAAAAUCUUUUGCUAGAUGCUGCUGGAAGAAGUUCUUCAACCAACUGUGGUCAUCAUCCUGACAAUUGCAAUAAUACACAAAAUGCAAUUUGCCUAGAAGAAGAGGAUAUGGAUGUUCCAGAAAUUGUGGAGGAGAUAAUUGAGCUGUUACUUUCUGGUUUAAGAGAUUCGGAUACAGUUGUACGUUGGUCUGCAGCAAAAGGGAUCGGUCGAAUAACUGCACGUUUGACGUCUUCCCUUUCUGAAGAGGUGCUGUCUUCCAUAUUAGAGCUGUUUUCACCUGGAGAGGGGGAUGGUUCUUGGCAUGGAGGCUGCUUGGCUCUGGCAGAGCUGGCUCGCAGAGGCUUGCUACUACCUGUUAGUCUUCCUAAAGUAGUUCCUGUAAUAACUAAGGCCUUGCAUUAUGACAUACGAAGAGGUUCCCACAGCAUUGGGUCCCAUGUACGUGAUGCUGCUGCAUAUGUUUGCUGGGCAUUUGGUCGUGCAUACUCCAGCUCGGAUAUGAAGGGCAUUUUGGAGCAACUUGCUCCACAUCUUCUCAUAGUUGCUUGUUACGACCGAGAGGUUAAUUGUAGAAGAGCAGCUUCUGCAGCUUUUCAGGAGAAUGUUGGAAGACAAGGAACUUUUCCAUAUGGCAUUGACAUUGUGAAUACAGCUGAUUAUUUCUCUCUUGCCUCACGAGCAAGUUCUUAUCUUCGUGUCGCAGUUUGCAUUGCUCAGUACAAUGACUAUCUUUGUUCCUUUGUUGAAGAAUUACUGUGCAACAAAAUAACACACUGGGAUAAGAGCUUGAGAGAAUUGGCUGCAGAGGCUCUCUCUGCUCUUGCGAAAUACGAUCAUGAAUAUUUCGCAGGAUAUGUCCUUGAGAAAUUAAUUCCCAGCACUCUAUCAUUGGACCUGUGCACACGCCAUGGUGCAACAUUAGCAGUUGGAGAACUUGUCCUGACCUUGCAUCAGCUUGGGUUUGUUUUUCCUAGUGACAAACAAAAAACUUUAUCAGGAAUUGUUCCUGCUAUUGAAAAGGCACGCCUUUAUCGGGGAAAGGGAGGCGAAAUCAUGCGUUCUGCUGUUUCCAGAUUCAUUGAAUGUUUAUCUCUUUCUGGAGUAUCCCUACCUGAGAAGACAAAAAGAAGUUUACUUGAUACCCUAAAUGAGAAUCUGAGGCACCCUAAUGCUCAGAUACAGUGUGCUGCUGUUGAUGCAUUAAAGCAUUUUGUUCCAGCAUAUCUUGCUGCUUUGGGUGAUGAAGUUGCCAAUGAGCUUACCUUAAAGUACCUGAAACUCUUAGAUGAUCCAAAUGUGACUGCAAGAAGAGGUGCAGCAUUGGCUCUUGGUAUCUUGCCUCACGGAUUCUUGACUGUGAGAUGGAAAGCUGUAAUCACAGAACUCUGCAGCUCUUGUACAAUUGAGGAUAAGCCCGAUGAUCCUGAUGCUGAAGCACGUGUAAAUGCUGUCAGGGGAUUAGUUUCAGUUUGUGAAACAUUAACCAGUUUUUCUUCUGAUCUUAAGUUUGAAGAAGACCUUUCUCUUUAUUUGCUAAUCAAGAAUGAAGUGAUGCAGACAUUGUUCAAAGCACUUGAUGACUAUGCUGUAGACAACAGAGGUGAUGUAGGUUCUUGGGUGCGUGAAGCUGCAAUGGAUGCCCUCGAGAGAUGCACAUAUCUACUUUGCAAGAGAGAUUCUGUUGGCUCCAUGAAGGCAUUAGGUGUUGAGCAUCCACCUAAGAUGCAUGAUCAUGAUCUGGUUAGAGAUACUGCACACCCAUUGUUUGAUGCAAAACUUGCUACUGAUUUACUUGGAGGCAUUGCAAAGCAAGCUGUUGAAAAAAUAGAUAAAAUACGAGAUGUAGCUGCCAAGACUCUACAAAAGAUUCUAUACAACCAAAAUUGUUUUGUUCCAUGCAUACCUCAUAGAGAAGCGCUGGAAAAUAUUAUUCCCAGGGACACAGACCUUAAGUGGGGAGUGCCCUCUGUGUCUUAUCCGCGUUUAGUGCAGCUCCUUCGGAUCAGUUGCUAUAGCAGAUCUGUGCUUUCUGGGCUCGUGAUUUCUACGGGUGGAUUGCAAGAGUCAUUGCAGAGGACAUCAGUAACAGCUUUGCUAGAUUAUCUUCAAGCUUCUGAAGCUGAUACUGACACAAAUGAGGAGAAAAAAAACAGAGAGUAUAUUUUAAGUACUGAUUUUCUUUGGGUUCUCCAAAAAUAUCAGAAAUGUGACAGAGUUAUCACACCGACAUUGAAGACAAUCGAGAUUCUUUUUAGCAAAAAGAUCUUCUUGAACAUGGAGGUAACACAGGACAUGCUGUUCUUAUACAUGAUUCCAUUUGGCAUUUCAGUCUAUCAUGGUAAAGGACAAUUUUGAAGGUGGUCAUUGCUCUCGGGCUUGAAUUCCCCUUAAGUUUUACAUGGUGAGCAAGCCUUGUUGCAGACUAAGCCAAAUAAUUCAUAUAGAUGACUGACCAUACAAGGAGAUGAUCUUAGCAAAUGAUAGAACUACUGAGAGAGGAAAGUAGCUAAUGAUAUCAGAGUGGUAACUUUUGAACUUCUCAUGAAUGACUUUUUUGGCAUAAUAUUCAUUUCUAGUGUCUGAUGAAAGGGUAUUUGGUAACAGUUACAUUUUUGGGAGAAAUGGCUUCUUAAUCAAUACAGUUUUACUUGUAAAAUUUAGGGUCAGGUAUUUGGUAACAGUUACAUUUUUGGGAGAAAUGGCUUCUUAGUCAAUACAGUUUUACUUGUAAAAUUUAGGGUCAGGUAUAGAAAUGUUCAACCACUCAUCUUUUUGCCCAUCAGGCAUUUUCAUGCGCCAUUGGUUCUAGAUACCUGAUUGACUUAGCAGUUAGACCUUGUAUAAAUAUUGUUGCUGUUGAUGCUGCUGCUGCUGCUGCUGCUGCUGUUGUUCGAUAAAGGUAAAAAGGAGUCAUAACUUGAUUCUGGAGCUCAGACAAGAUCCUAUCGCUUUCUAAAAUUAUACGCAUUUCAUUGGACAAUUAUGGAAACGGACUUGGAUAGAAUAUAAAAGACUAGAAAGAUGAAUUUGUGGUAAAAUCAAGAAGGAAAUGAGUGCAUUAGAGAGCUAUAAAGUCAUGCCAAUUAAAGAUAUUGGUGAACCAAGGAGUUCUGAUGCAAAAUGAUGUGGUCACAUCACUGUAGCAGUUAUAUCAAAAUGAUGAGGUUUGUUUAUGUUGAGAGGUAACCCUAUGCAGCUGUUUAAUGUACUUUAUGUCAUUAUCUAGUCCCCCAGCAGAGUUGUUAAGAAUAUGAAAAAUGAACCAUUAAGUACUUGACCACAGGCACUGACUAGAUGAUAUGGGCACAUCACUGUAGUAGUUAUAUCAAAGUGAUGAGGUUUGUUUAUGUUGAGAGGUAACCCUAUGCAGCUGUUUAAUGUACUUUAUGUCAUUAUCUAGUCCCCAGCAGAGUUGUUAAGAAUAUGAAAAAUAAGCCAUUAAGUACUGGACCAUGGGCACUGACUAGAUGAUAUGGGCACAUCAUUGUAGUAGUUAUAUCAAAGGGAUGAGGUUUGUUUAUGUUGAGAGGUAACCCUAUGCAGCUGUUUAAUGUACUUUAUGUCAUUAUCUAGUCCCCAGCAGAGUUGUUAAGAAUAUGAAAAAUAAGCCAUUAAGUACUGGACCAUGGGCACUGACUAGAUGAUAUGGUCACAUCACUGUAGUAGUUAUAUCAAAGUGAUGAGGUUUGAUUAUGUUGUGAGGUAAACCUAUGCAGCUGUUUAAUAUACUUUAUGUGGAGAGGUAACCCCAGCAGAGUUGUUAAGGAUACGAAAAAUGAGCCAUUAAGUAGAAAGUCAAGUUUAGUAUUCAAAAACCAUCAUUGCUAAAGAGCCAUUAAUGUAGUAGUUCAUGAGUUCAGAAUCUUCAGAUUUUCAUUUAUUUCCUUUUAUAUAAUGCUAAAUGCUGUAUUUAAUGUCAAAAGUGGAAUAUAAGGAUGAAGAUGGGUUGAGUUACAUCGUUGAUGAUCUUUUGUCUCCCCAAGCCCCUUUAACCUUCUCAUCCCUUCUUUUUUAUUUUCUUUAUCCAUUCUUUUCUAACUUCAAUUCAAACUCAUCAUGCCUUCACUUUCUUAUUCUUCUCUUAUCCUCCAAAAUCAUAGUUCACUCUACUUAGGAGGGACUACCAGUUUUUCUUUUCCCUCAUGAAAAUUCUUCCCUUCGCAUCAUAUUGUUAUGAGAAUAAAGGUAUUUGAAGCUCCUAUGGGGAUUUUGAAAGGUCAUUUCUUCCCUUUUCUUGGGCAUGGAUGCCUAUGCCUUUUUGCCUUUUCAAUAUGCAUAUCACUAGAUCGAUCCUCAAAUGAGCUAGGUAACAACCUAGCAUGAACCAAAGAAUGUUGCCCUAAGCUUAUAGUGCAUCUUGCCUAGACACAGACAUCACAUUGAAUCUCCAGCUUGGGCCUAAAAUAGUAGGUUGGGGAGGUGAAGAUAGGGCAGCCAGGGCAUUUGUAGAGGUAAGGGAGGAGUGCCUAAGGAGGUGGAAGUAAGAGCAUGCACGCCCGCAUGCGUGCGCGUACACACACACGGAGAGAGAGAGAGAGAGGAACUAUUCUUGUUGUUCUUGCUUCAUGAUUCACAGCAGGGAGGUUGCAAUUGGAAGGGUUGUGGAGAGGUUGAGGGAUGAGGGGGAAGGAACCGGCAUAGAUUUAAUAUAGACAUUGGUGAUCAUGGCUUGAGUAAGGGAUCCAAAUUGUUGUGGCUAUAUCAAGAUAAGAGAUGAGGAAAAUGAGAGGUUAGGAUUGUCACACUAACGGGAACUUGAAGUUCCUCAAGUUGGGCUAGGCCGGAUGGGCAAGCGAGGUUGUCUCGGCUUAAGACCUGAUCAAGCUUCAGUGGUGGUCUAGCCCCAGCCUUACGGCUGUUUAUACAUGCCUGUCUGCUGAAUGACUGGGCUGGACCGAUUAGGUUUAGGUUUUGAUAGAACUUCUGUGGAAGGAUUUGAAAAAGCUGCUGUCUUAGACUAGGAUGUAGUGGUUAAUGAAGAUUCAUAAGGCUGACCCAGAUGGUAAAGAUUUGUAAGCUACGAACUGCCCUCCUUUCUUCAAAUUUUCACGAUUAAAUCUACAUUAUUUUAAUAUGUUUGGAGGUCACACAUAGGACAAUGGUGCAGCAUUUUCAUAAUAUUGUGGUCACACCAUAUUGUCUGGUAUGGUAAAUCUUUAAAUUAUUUACAUCACCGAACUUGUUGAAAGAACAUAGAAAAGAUGGAAACAAUAAAACUAACAGUGAAAUUUGUAGAACGCUAAGGUUUUAGUAGAGAGAGAGAGAGAUAUUUUGGGGGGGAUUGGGGGGAUCUACCUGCACUAAAUUACCUGGGAUUAGAUACUUGAGGAUGCACCAUCGAAGACAAAUCCAGAAAUUUUGGUUGCUAGGUAGAGAGGUAUGAUCACUGGGCCAAGCCGUCAUGGUCAUUCACUGUUAAGUGUUUCCCUUUGGUGUUCUGUUCAGUGGUUGCUUCAUUAGAAUCUAAUCUGCAUAAGCAUGCCUAGAUUUCUGGUGGCUUUGUUAUAUUUGAUCAUGGC
Molecule: messenger RNA, 6725 nt
Organism: Elaeis guineensis (African oil palm)
Lineage: Eukaryota; Viridiplantae; Streptophyta; Magnoliopsida; Arecales; Arecaceae
Source: RefSeq, a predicted model, not a curated record